This is a messenger RNA of Penicillium salamii, 3777 nucleotides long. Lineage: Eukaryota; Fungi; Ascomycota; Eurotiomycetes; Eurotiales; Aspergillaceae. The record is from the annotation of a GenBank genome assembly.
AUGGCAUCUGUACAGUUGGCUGGCAAGACUGCACCUCGCCUUGUCCAAGAUAUUGAGCUUUAUGACCCAGCCCACGAUCCAGACACAGGUCGCAAUUUGUUAUCUGAAACGCCGCUUUUGUAUCCACUGGGCUAUGAUGGCCCGCGAUCCUGGAUCUCACCAACAGCUUGCCGCCACGAAUAUGUCUUGAAGACGGAUCAAACCUUCCUGGCACAGGCAGAACACCGGAGAAGGCCAGGCACGUCAUCUAAAGUGGCAGCAAUCUGCUCAAAAUGCCGGUGCCAUCUGCAGCUAGUCGUCAACCACAGUAGCAAUGUUCAGAUGCAAACUCAAGCUCUCAAGGGCGAACAUAUCCAUCACCUGGUUUACAAAUCAGGACGGCAAAAGAAUGGUGUCUCGAUGCCUGAGAUGACCCACCGUGGGCAGAUCGCAGAGACAUACCACUAUCAGUGCUCAUACACCUCCUGUGCAGCUAUGAUCUCGCUGCGGAUUCUUUCGCCCGUUUUGAGUGAGGAGUUCGUCCAUUUGAUGACAGAUGAAGACUUGUUGCAGAAACGUGCCGAGGAAGCAUUUUCAACAUACUCAGAAACGAUGGAGGGCAUGGCAAAGCCAGAGCCGAUCAACCUGCUGGAUAAUCUGCGUCUUUACAUCACAAACUCUCUUCGGAACCCUCAACGCAGUAAGCCGAUUGCCUCAGGGAACAAGAGGUUCGUGCAUGUGUUCGGCGUAGAAGGAGCUGCGUGCAAGGACUUGCUGGAAUUUCUGGAGUUCUCUUAUGUAGAGGAUACUGGCGUGUGGCACCCGCCUAAACCGAUUCCCGGCGCUGAGAAGCCGUACCAGGACCCGCUUUGCGUGUUUCUCGACGAUGUAAUCGUUGAGCUCCUGGCUUUGAUGCACCAGCGCCCUGCCUCGGAAAAGAGAGGCCACCAGUUCCCUCAUCUUUCCCCUUCCGCCAUUCCAGACAUACUGUACGCUCUAGAAGCGAGCGAUUACCCCAAGGCUACAGGUACAGAUGAGUUUGAGAUGCCCUCUGAUUCUUGUUACGAAGACUUAGGAGUGACAGAGGACAUGUCCUCUGUCGCCAUUAUUGAGGCAUACAGACAGCAGAUUUUUGUGGACCCCAAAAUGGCUCCGUACUAUCUGAGUUGCCUUAAGAUGAUUGGCGGUUGCCGUCGUCGCCGAGGAAAAGAUGACCAGCACCUCACAAAUGCCAUCAAUGAGGCUUAUCUAGAAGGACAAUUCGCCUCAGAGGAUAUUGAGCAAGCUUACAACUUCUUUGGCUUCGAUAUCGAUGAUCGCCACUUGAACAACAACCGCAUCCUCGAAUGCUUUUACGAAUAUGUCGGCUCGCCCACACAGGAGAACAAGGCACGUCAGGAACUGUCGCGGAUCGGCAAACAUCGAGAAAGCGAUCGCCUCAUGGCGGCUUCUGAAGACCGCGUUGUCACAGUCGAGCAGGCGAAUAUCUACUUGGGUGUUGAAACCGAAACUCCGGAUGAUUUUGUCAUGACCAUGUAUACGGCCAAGGUCAACGAUAAUCCAUCGGCCAGAGCAUUAGCUGGUCGUGCCCUGGAGCUUAUCGCCGAAUCCCGCAAGUCGCCGAGCCUCACACAUUUCCUCCACACCGGAGAGACUCUCGCUGCUGAAAUGGACGUUGGCGAUGCCUAUCGUCUACUUCAGAUUCCCGACCAAACCACUGAUGACGGGGCUAUCAUGGCUGCAUACACUAUCUGUAUUGACGAUAAUCCGAGUGAUGCCGACAGAUACAACCAAGCCUUGGUCAUCAUUGCCAACCACAUCGACAGCGCUUCAUUGAAGUCAUCGGCAGGUAUCAGCACCGAGCCUCAGCGCAACAUGCAAGAUUGGCCGGUUGGUUUACAGAACAUCGGAAAUACCUGUUACCUCAACAGCCUUUUGCAGUUCUAUUUCUCGGUGCGCCCCUUCCGAGAGAUGGUUUUGGACUUGGAGAGAUUCCAGAUGGAUCUUGGUGAUAUGGAGAGUCUAGCCAAAAAACAGGUGGGGUCCCGCAAAGUGACUAAGAAAGAGGUCGAACGUUCUAUGCGAUUCUUGAAUGAACUGCGAACGCUGUACAUUGGCAUGAUCACGUCGUCUCAGAAUUCGGUGACUCCUGGACAAGAGCUUGCCCGCCUGACAUUGAUCAGUCCCGGAAACGAGGCAGCAGUUCGUCGCCGCUCAACAAUCACAGCCUCGAGAGCCCAGAUCCUGGGUGAAAUCAACGGCGCUCCAGUUCUGGGUCCUCUCGGCCACCCACCAACCCUUCCUGAGAGUAAUCUAGAGCAAGAUGGUUCAGCGCCAAUUCAAGCUCCGACUGCCGGUGUUUCUCUCGGUGACACUGUCAAGACUCCUGACAAUACCACCAAUGAUGUCCCAGGACUCUUUGCCAACGGCACAGAGAAUGCAACGCCAGAAUCGGAUGACAUGGCAUCAGACCAAGCAGAGAUCGGAUCAGUCCGUUCUGAUGCGGACAUGGAAAUCGAGCCGAACACGCCGGCAUCGACCAACCCCGACAAUUCUAAUCUACCGCCCCCUGUUCCCCCUCGCCCUAUUCCGGAAAUUGAUCGCGAGAAGCAGCUCAAGGAGGAGUUGGAGUAUGGCGCUCAACAGGAUGUUACCGAGGUUAUCAACAAUGUUCUCUUCCAGAGCCAAUGCGCCAUCAAAGCUCGAGGAAUUGAUGAUGACGGCGAACAGAUUGAUCAGAUCAAAGAUCUGUUCUACGGAACAACUCGCUCUUACAUCUCCACCGAAAAGGGCACGCGGUCCAAGAAUGAGCGCUGGUGUGAUAUCAAGGUCGACGUUGCUCAUGGAUCCCGCGACAUCUACAGCGCUAUCGACGCAGCCUUCGAUGUUCAAAAGAUUAGCGUUGACAACACCGUUGCCGAGCAAUUCGGGUCGAUCAGCCGUAUUCCUCCUGUGCUUCAGAUCCAAGUGCAGCGUGUUCAGUUUGACCCUGUGAAAAAGUCCUCCUUCAAAUCAACAAACCAUCUGGAAUUGCUUGAUACUAUCUACAUGGAUCGCUACAUGGAUACAAAGAACCCCGAGAUAGUCGACCGGCGUGAACAGUGUUGGGAAUGGAAGGCAUUAAUCAACAGACUCGAAGACAGACGGGAACAGCUACUUCGGAAGAAGGAAAAUGAUGGCAUGGAUAAGGCAGCACUGUUGAGACAAUCCCGACUGGCGCUGGCAGGCUUGGACUCUCUGGAACAACUUGAGUGCCUUGAAUCUGACACCAGCGCUCUCGGUAUUGAUUCACAGUUGAUCCAGUAUGUCCAGGACCAUGCCGGGGGCGCAGAAACCGAACUAGAGGCUGUUGAGCAAGAAAUUAAGGACACACAGGCCAUGGUUUCUAGCCAAUUUGCCGAUUACCACAACCUUCCUUAUCGCCUGUAUGCCGUUUUCGUCCAUCACGGGUCUGUCUCGUUUGGACAUUACUACAUUUACAUUUACGAUUUUGAGAAGAACAUUUGGCGGAAGUACAACGAUGAAUAUGUCACGGAGGUCACCAAUCUUGACGAAAUUUUCAAGGGUGAUUCCACCAGCAACCCUCCAACUCCCUAUUUCCUGGUCUAUGUCAACAGCGAUAUGAAGGAGCGCUUGGUGAACCCUGUGUGCCGUGAAGUGGAUGUGGUGAUGCCAGAUCGAGCAACAUCCACUUUGGGAGAGGAUAAGGCUGCAAGCCCCAGUGGAGAAGUGAGCGGGUCAACUCCCCAGAGUACCUCCGGUAUGGAUCACCCCAGCUCUCCGGUGACAUUGAUAUGA